AUGGGUCAAAUUGCCACUUCAUUGAGUCAAAGUGAGCCACAAAAUCAAGGAAAGUUACCUUCACAGCUUGUUCCGAAUCUAAGGGAAAAUGCUAAUGCCAUCACACUAAGAGAUGGAAAGAAUUAUGAUCCACCCACUCUUCCAUCAAGUUUAAAUGAUGCACCAUUACCUCCUACCCAAUCUGCCCAACAAGACAAAGAUGAAACCCCAACCAUAACACCCAAACCUAAACCAACUAUUCCCACAUAUGUCACUACUUCUCCAUUUCCUAGUCAUUUGAGAGAGACAAAUAAAGAUUUUUUAAAGGAGUUAUGCACCAAUAAGAGGAAGCUAAAAGGUAAUGAAAAUGUGAGUGUGGGGGAAAAUGUUUCAGCGGUUCUUCAAAAGAAACUUCCACCAAAGUUUAAGGAUCCUGACACCUUCACUAUUCCUUGCACUAUUGGCAAUAAAAUGAAUGAAAGAUGUAUGUCAGAUUUGGGUGCUUCAAUCAAUGUAAUGCCUUACGCUAUUUACACCUCUUUGAAUUUGGGACAACUUAAAGAAACAAGGGUGAUCAUACAAUUAACGAAUCGUUCUAAUGUCUAUCCAAGGGGAGUAGUAGAGGAGGUAUUAGUUAAAGUAAAUGAAUUGGUGUUUCUGGCGGACUUUUACAUUCUUGAUAUGGAAGAUGACUCAGUUCCAUGUUCUACACCAGUUUUAUUGGGAAGACCAUUUUUAAAGAUAGCUAGAACUAAGAUAGAUGUCCAUGAGGGAACUUUAACCAUGGAGUUUGAUGGUGAAGUAAUUCGAUUUAAUAUUUUUGAGGCUAUGAGGUAUCCAAGUGAUGUUCAUUCAGUUUCUUCAAUUGAUAUUCUGGACUCAUUGUGUAGCACCCCAAUUUGCUAA
This is a messenger RNA of Humulus lupulus (European hop), 885 nucleotides long. RefSeq lists its product as uncharacterized. Lineage: Eukaryota; Viridiplantae; Streptophyta; Magnoliopsida; Rosales; Cannabaceae. The coding region runs from base 1 to 885 and encodes 294 amino acids. The transcript has 2 exons. The record is from RefSeq and is a predicted model, not a curated record.